Ostreococcus tauri is the source of this 876-nucleotide messenger RNA. RefSeq names its product Mitochondrial substrate/solute carrier. Bases 1 to 876 code for a protein of 291 amino acids. The transcript has 2 exons. The record is from RefSeq and is a predicted model, not a curated record. Lineage: Eukaryota; Viridiplantae; Chlorophyta; Mamiellophyceae; Mamiellales; Bathycoccaceae. Gene Ontology annotation, molecular function: oxoglutarate:malate antiporter activity.
AUGAGCGAGGCGUGGAAGACGGUGAAACCGUACGUCAACGGUGGGCUCAGUGGCAUGGGGGCGACGUGCGUGAUUCAACCCCUGGAUAUCGUCAAGGUGCGGUUGCAGCUCGGGUCGACGAGCGGGCCGAUCGGCACCGCGGCGGGCAUCAUCAAGAACGAGGGGUUCGGUGCGUUGUACACGGGUUUGUCCGCGGGUUUGUUGCGUCAGGCGACGUAUACGACGGCUCGAUUGGGUCUGCACCAGAACUUUGUGGACAUGCUGAAGAAGCAGAACGACGGGGCGAAUUUGAGCCUGGCGCAAAAGGCUGGCGCCGGUUUGGCGGCGGGCGGUCUCGGCGCGCUCGUGGGUUCGCCCGCGGAUUUGUCCUUGAUUCGCAUGCAAGCCGAUGGGACGCUUCCGGCGGAUCAGCGACGUAACUACCGAGGCGUCGGACACGCGCUCAUGGACAUUGUGAAGAAGGAUGGCGUCGGCGGCUUGUUUGUCGGCGCCGGGACGACGUCCAUUCGCGCCAUGGCGCUCAACAUGGGUAUGCUCGCCUCGAACGACCAAGCGAAGGAAAUGAUGGCGGCGAACAAUAUCACCGGUUUCCCAGCCACCGUCGGCGCCGCCUCCAUCGCCGGUUUCUUCGCCAGUUUCUUCUCCCUCCCGUUUGACUACGUCAAGACGCAGCUGCAAAAGCAAAAGCCGGGUCCGGAUGGCAAGAUGCCGUUCUCCGGUUUCUUGGACUGCUGCGGGAAGACCAUGGCGGAGGGUGGUCCGCUCAAGUUCUACACCGGUUUCCCGACCUACUACGUGCGCAUCGCUCCGCACGCCAUGAUCACCCUGAUGGUUCUCGACGCCAUCAAACAGUUCCAAGCGGACAACGGGCUCUAA